Molecule: messenger RNA, 858 nt
Organism: Phytophthora nicotianae INRA-310
Lineage: Eukaryota; Oomycota; Peronosporomycetes; Peronosporales; Peronosporaceae
Exons: 2
Coding region: 1-858 (285 amino acids)
Source: RefSeq, a predicted model, not a curated record
AUGAUGCCGCUGAACCCGCGCUUCAUGCGUGGACAAGAUCAAAUGGCUUCAACGUAUCGCGAAGGCGUAUACGAAAAAAUGACAACGGCGAGAUUUGCAUCCGAAAUUACGAAUGCGAUCGUGCGGGCAAACCGAAGUGUACUCAAAAACUCGCUGCCGAAGACAGGGGCGAUCGACAAGAAUACACCUGCAGGGGAAUGGGCCAUCGUUCACACUGGUAAUAGCAGCGCCGUUCACAACCACAAGCCAUCCAUGGACGCUCGUGUCCACGCAGCUCACAGAUCCAGAGCUGCUCAGGGUAUCAUUGCUACUUCUGAGCGCUCAGUUCACAGUACAAUUGAGGCUCAAUCUGCAGCUGGUGUACCUGUAGCCAACAUUUACGCAACAAUGUUGAAUCAUGACCCCAACACUAUGCUACUUCCUAAGGAUAUCGCUAACGCCAAGGACUCAGCUCGUCGUCGAGUUCUCGCUUCCGCUACUCCUAUUGAGGCCCUCUUCAACCAGCUCAACCAAGAGAAGUUAUUUUAUCGAUACACAACAUACCUCGAACUCAAUGUCUUAAAUAUCUACUGUGGGCUCCCUGCUACCGCAAGUCUUUACAAGUUUAACUCUGACAUUUUAGUGAUGAACUGCACGUACAAGACUAAUAAGUUCGACCUCCCGCUUCUAAAUGUCAUCUCGCUUACUGGAAUGGACACUGUAAUCCCUGUCUGUCAAGCCUGGCUUCCAGGGGAGAAGAAACAAGACUACACUUGGGCCCUGAACAUGUUACGUCUAUUGAUGUUAGAGUAUGAUGUCCCAGAGCCGUUUAAUCUUGAUGGGGCUCUUGAGCUUUUCCACCAGGCCGAGAAUGCAUGA